Molecule: messenger RNA, 2112 nt
Organism: Urocitellus parryii (Arctic ground squirrel)
Lineage: Eukaryota; Metazoa; Chordata; Mammalia; Rodentia; Sciuridae
Product: guanylate cyclase soluble subunit beta-2-like
Biological process (GO): response to oxygen levels; cGMP biosynthetic process
Cellular component (GO): guanylate cyclase complex, soluble
Molecular function (GO): heme binding; guanylate cyclase activity
Source: RefSeq, a predicted model, not a curated record
UUUAUCAACACUUGUCUGCAAUCUCUCGUGAUAGAGAAAUUUGGUGAAGAGACGUGGGAAAAAUUGAAAGCUUCUGCAGAAGUUCAAGAUGCCUUCAUGACCUAYACAGUGUAUGAUGACAUCAUCACCAUUAAGCUCAUCCAAGAGGCCUGCAAGGUUCUAGGUGUGUCCAUGGAAGCCAUUCUGAAACUCUUUGGAGAAUACUUCUUUAAAUUCUGUAAGAUGUCUGGCUACGACAGAAUGCUGAGGACCCUGGGAGGAAAUCUCACGGAGUUUAUUGAAAACCUGGAUGCCCUCCACAGUUACCUUGCACUCUCUUACCAGGAGAUGAACGCACCAUCGUUUCGUGUGGAGAGAGGGGCCGAUGGAGAAAUGCUUCUGCAUUACUACUCGGACAGGCRUGGUCUGUGCCACAUCGUGCCAGGUAUCAUUGAGGCUGUGGCUAAGGACUUCUUUGACAUGGACGUGACCAUGGAUAUCCUUGAUGUGAAUGAAGAAGUGGAGAGGACAGGGAAAAAAGAGCAUGUUGUGUUUCUGGUUGUACAGAAGACUCGCAGGCAGACUAGAAGGGCAAAACCAAACGGGUUGCAGGAUGGUGAGGACAUCAGAAGAGAGCAAGAGGCUCUUCAGGCAGCUUUCCUUAGGAUGAAGGAAAAAUAUUUAAGUGUCUCUGUUUGUCCUGUGAAGAAAUCCAACUGGGAUGUUGUGAGAAGUAUAGUCACUUUUGGAAAAGGGCACCUCAGGGACACCUUCGAGCCCAUUUAUCCUGAGAGUCUCUGGAUUGAAGCAAAGACGUUCUGUGAGGCUUUUCCUUUCCACAUUAUCUUUGAUGAAGCACUGAGGGUCAAGCAAGCCGGAGUGAAUAUUCAGAAGUAUGUCCCAGGACUCCAAACCCAGAAGAUCCGAUUAGAUGAGUAUUUCUCCAUCGUUCAUCCUCAAGUUACCUUCAACAUUUCCAGCAUCUGCAAAUUUAUCAACAGUCAAUUUGUCCUGAAGACACGAAGAGAAAGGAUGCCGGAAGCUUGGAAAGAUCAGCCCACACUCAAACUCCGUGGCCAGAUGAUCUGGAUGGAGUCCCUGCGGUGCAUGAUAUUCCUGUGCUCUCCGAAGCUCCGCAGUCUGCAAGAGCUGGAGGAGCGCAAGAUGCAUCUGUCAGACAUUGCCCCCCACGACACCACCAGGGAUCUCAUCCUCCUCAACCAGCAGAGGCUGGCGGAGAUGGAGCUGUCCAACCAGCUGGAGAGGAAGAAGGAGGAGCUGCGAGUCCUGUCCAAGCACUUGGCCAUAGAAAAGAAGAAGACAGAGACCCUGCUGUAUGCCAUGCUGCCCCAACACGUGGCCAACCAGCUGAAGGAGGGCAAAAAGGUGGCCGCAGGAGAGUUUGAAACCUGCACCAUCCUUUUCAGCGACGUGGUGACRUUUACCAACAUCUGUGCUGCCUGUGAGCCUAUCCACAUAGUGAACAUGCUGAACUCCAUGUACUCCAAGUUUGACAGGCUAACCAGCGUCCACGAGGUCUACAAAGUGGAAACAAUAGGUGAUGCUUAUAUGGUGGUAGGUGGUGUACCUGUGCCUAUUGGAAGCCAUGCUCAGAGAGUGGCUAAUUUUGCACUGGGGAUGAGAAUUGCUGCAAAAGAAGUAAUGAAUCCUGUUACCGGAGAACCUAUCCAGAUCCGAGUGGGGAUCCACACUGGACCAGUCCUAGCAGGUGUCGUUGGAGACAAGAUGCCACGGUACUGCUUGUUUGGUGACACUGUGAACACAGCCUCUAGGAUGGAAAGUCAUGGGCUUCCCAACAAAGUGCACCUCAGCCCCACAGCCUACAGAGCCCUGGAAAAUCAAGGGUUUGAAAUCAUUGAGAGAGGUGAAAUUGAAGUAAAAGGUAAAGGGAAAAUGACCACAUACUUUCUGAUCCAGAACUUGAAUGCCACAGAGGAUGAGAUCAUGGGCAGACCUAAAACUCCACUUGAUCACAAGGACUCUGAUGUGGCCACACCCGCCUGGAGUCUGGGGACAAGGCAGGACUCCGUGGAGGCCGCUGACCAACAGUCAUCUUCAGAUCCCACCAAGACUGGCGACUCGGUGCCCUCUGGUUUCUGUGUCUUGUUGUAA